AUGAUCUCGGACAACCCCUUGCUGGUCGGUCGACCCGACAUUCUCACCUGGAAGGAAGCCAUCGAGCCCCAGCUGGAGAUGACCGGGCUGAUCAGCUUUGCCCGUGGCACCGUGGCAACGUCGGAGGAGAUCUACCCCGACCUGCGUGCGGAUUUUCGCGCGGUGCAGUUGCUGACCUUCACGGUCAACUCGCGGUGCUGCUCGCCGGGCGUGCAGAUCGCCUUGAAGUCGUGCAGGGAGUACCUCGAUGCCGGCCACCGGGCGUGGCACUUCAUUGAGUCGACGUACCAAGUCACCGACGACUUGUUCAUCGGCCAACUUGAGGGGCAGCUGACGCACAUACGUAUGGGCGACCAGGAGACGGCGACCGACUACUGCAACCGAGCCCGGCAAAUUCUCGCCACCUUAAGGAUGGCCGGCAUGCAGUACUCGACGGCGUCCACGCGGGCGACGCUCAACGAGGACACUUUGACCUCGUACAUCCUGCAGGACGAAGCGAUGCAGGAGGCUGAGCGGUCCCAGGAGCUCCUGGCGCAUGUGAACUAUGUCACCCCGGCGAAGCAGGGUGGUCGACCGGGGCAACGUGGGCAGCAUGGCGGCGGUGGUAGCAGUGGGUGGAAGCCGGUGAAGGACGCCGACAAGCAGAAAUCGGCCACGGGAGGCGGUCGAGGAGGAGGAAGUUGGCAUCGGGAGUUCUGGCUGUGCGUCGACCUUGACCAUCUCUCCUUUGAGUCCCCCUACUGCAAUAACCCGAACGACGACGACGCCAAGGGAGGCCAAGGAAGGUCGGCUUGGCGACGCCCUCGCCGGGAGAGUAAGCCGCGCAAGGAGAAGCAGUCGACGAAGUCGGCCUCAGCGAAGGACGCCGACUCCCCUGCUGCAGGCAAGGGGCGAGACGGCAAGGUGGCGUCGUGCUCGCUGGCGCCGGAGGCCGGCGAGGACUUCCACGCGGUGGCGGCAGCUGUGCAGGCAAACCCGGCGGUGGUCCUACUCGACAGCGGCUGCUCGCACCACAUGAUGGGAACAAGGGAUGUCUUCGUCGACCUGCAGCCGAGCGUCGACGUCAAGCACGUGCGCGGCUUCAACGGGGCGCUGAAGGACGUCUGGGGUCGCGGCACUGUCGCUUUGCAAGGGGAGGCCGGAAAGCAGGUGCUCAUCCUCGACGUGCUCUACGUCCCGGGCGUGCGGGCGAACCUGCUUUUGGCUGGCCAGCUGAAGGAGAACGGCGUGAAGCUGCAGAAGGAUGGCGACGGGAUGUUCCUCGUCUCAGCGGCGGGAGACGUCCUCGGUCGGGCGUCUUACACUGGGCUUGUACACGUCGGCAUGGACACCAUCCGGAGCUCGACGAAGCACGAGGUCGCCAACGGGUUGGACCUCAAGUCGGCGUCGGGCGCCGACUCACCGUGUGUCUCGUGCGUCGGCGGGAAGCUGACACGACACACCUUCCCCGACCAAGGCUCUGACGCCGACGACGUGCUGGCCGUCGUGCACAUCGACCUGUGCGGGCCAUUCCGCGUGGCUGCCAAAGAUGGCAGCUUGUACUUCUUGCUGCUGAAGGACCGCAAGAUCCGCUACGUGUGGGUGAGGCCGGUCGCCAAGAAGUCGGAUGCAUUGCAGGAGUUCGUGCGGUGGCUGGCGGUGGCUGAGCAGCAGACAAAGAAGUCGGUGCUGAUGCUGCGCUCUGACCGGGGAGGGGAGUUCCUCGGGAAGCAGUUUACCGACUUCGUGAACGGCAACGGGAUCGUCCACGACCUGACCUGCCCAUACACCCCGCAGCAGAACGGCAUGCCGGAGCGAGAGAUGUUUACGGUGGUGGAGUCGGUGCGGACGACGUUGCUUCACAUGGGCGUGCAGCACCACUGGUGGCACCUCUCUCUGCGGCAGGCCGUCUGGGUCCGCAACUGCCUGGAGAGGUCGACACUACCGCCGGGGACAAGGCCGUACCAACUGCUCACCGGGAAGAAGCUUGACUUGUCGCUGGCACGCGUGUGGGUUUGCAUGGCACAAUUCCUCGUCCCUGAGCAGCAACAUGGUGGGAAGCUGAAGUCAAAGGCUCGAUGGGGUCUUCAUCUCGGCGUGUUGGAGGAGAGCAAGGGCUGGGAGCUCCUCAACAUUGUCGACAAUCGGGUGGUCACCACGUCGUACGUGGUGUUCUACCAGCACAUGUCGUUGGAGGACGUCGGGGUUGUCCGUCCUUCUUCCCCUCCCCCUGUACCCCCUGCCCCUCCCCUCGUGGCCGACCUGCAUGGGCUGACUCCGGUGUCGGCCUCCGGCGAUGAGGGGAGAAGUGGAGAGUCGCCUGUGGCGCCGGCCAAGAGCAUCGCCGGGUCCGACCUUACGUCCAGCAAGUCGAUGCCACCCGACUUCUAUGUACCGGCUGCCUUCACCAAGGCGUACGACGAGGUCGAUGACGACCUGCUGUACGACGACGCCAAGGAGGAUGAGGAACUACCGGAGCUCGACCCCGACAUGCACGCCGUCCCCGAGCACCACUGGGACAUCUCCUCGAUGACGGUGAAGGAGGCGUUGGCAAGCUGGAAGGGCAAGGCUGUGAAAGUCGCCAUGGAGGAGGAGAUUCGCAGCCUCAUCACCAUGGGUACUUGGGAGUUGGUCGAACGCCCACUUGGGGUGAACAUCACGAAGAACCGGUGGGUGCUGACAACGAAGUACCGCAUCGAUGACACCGUUGAGCGCGAGAACGCGAGGCUGGUCGUGAAGGGUUUCACACAGGUAUAUGGCGCCGACUACGAUGAGACGUACGCGCCGGUCGACGAGGCUUUGUACUUCAAGGUCGGCGACGAGGGAGUGGCCUGCUGGGUGCUGGCCUACGUCGACGACCUACUUGCCGCCGGCAGCAGCACUGCGAUGCUGAAGGAGCUGCUGGAAGUCACCUUCGAGCUGCGGGAGAUCUCGCCGGUGCAGAAGUACCUCGGGCUGGAGAUCGUGCGCGACAGGCCGGCGAGGAAGCUGUGGCUGCACCAACAGGGCUACGCCGACAAGCUGCAUAGGCGGUUCAUCGACGAGGAGCAGAUCGGGCGCAACCCAAAGACGCCGGUCUCGGUCGACGCCUACGCCGAGCUCACCUUCGUCGACGAGGAGGUACAAGAGCGUCAGGAGGAGGAGUACCGGCAGAAGGUUGGCUCGCUGCAGUUCGCGGCGACGACGACGAGGCCGGACAUUGCCUUUGCCUGCAGCAAGCUUGGGAGCGGCCUCACGUUCGGCGGUGGACCUGAGACGCUGGAGUUGGUCGGCUACGUAGACGCCGAUGAUGCCGGCAACAAGCAGAACCGGACGAGCAUGAGCGGCAACAUGUUUGUCUAUGGAGGGGUCGCAGUCUCCUGGUCAAGCCAGCGCAUCAAGUGCGCGACGCUGUCAUCAACCGAGUCAGAGUACGUGGUGGACACCGAAGCCGGCAAGGAGGGACGGCACCUACGCUUCCUCGCAGAUUUCCGGUAG
Messenger RNA from Closterium sp. Naga37s-1, 3456 nucleotides. The record is from the annotation of a GenBank genome assembly. NCBI's taxonomy places the organism in Eukaryota, Viridiplantae, Streptophyta, Zygnematophyceae, Desmidiales, Closteriaceae.